Molecule: messenger RNA, 1322 nt
Organism: Triticum aestivum (bread wheat)
Lineage: Eukaryota; Viridiplantae; Streptophyta; Magnoliopsida; Poales; Poaceae
Product: protein DEHYDRATION-INDUCED 19 homolog 5
Exons: 5
Coding region: 447-1112 (221 amino acids)
Source: RefSeq, a predicted model, not a curated record
GGCCAUGUGGGAGACAAGUGCAAGUACAAUUCAUGCAAUAACUUGGUUAGUGAGCAAGCAAAUGCAAAUUUAUUUAAGUUCAAGGUACCCCUUCAGAUGCCAAGGCAGUGAUAUGCUUACAACUUCUAGGAAACAGGGUUUUCCCUCAACUCAUACCAGCAACAUAACUAUAUACCAUACUACGAAAUUCCUAGUUCCAAUUUCCGUCGGCGAAAAGAAUUCCUUGUGCCGCACACGAGCCUGAAAAUCCAUGUUGUCUCUUUAUGCAUCCUCCUUUUGCCUCCUUUUCCCCCUGCUCCUACUUUUGAGUCACCAACAACAGAGGAAAAUUUAAUCAUGUGGACAGAGAAGGCAGAGUCCCCGAGAGCCGUAUAUAAGUCGGCAUCCGCGGCCGAGGAGUUGUGAUCCACCUCAAACCUCCAAUUCCUCUGUGAUCACUUGUUUGGAUGUGCUGUGUCAGUUACAGUGACCCGUCUCCUCCUCUUCCUGCCGAGGAGAAGAGUAAAGAGGAGGAGCAGCGGUGCAGCGCAGCCAUGGAGGUGGAUGCAGAGGCCUCCUACAGCUAUGGCUUCCUCCCCCAAGGCAGGCACCAGCCCUAUUAUGCUCCACCUCCUCCUCCACCAGAUGGUGAACUGUGGGAGUACUUCCCUUGCCCUUUCUGUUACAUCGAGGUCGAAAUGCCCUUCAUCUCCAGCCAUCUGCAGGAGGAACACUGCUUUGACACCAGAAAUGCUGUUUGCCCGAUAUGCGCCGAGAAUCUGGGGAAGGACAUGUCCGCGCAUUUCAGAUUCCAACACCCCCAUCUUCUCAAGAGGAGGAAGCCUUCGAGGCCCAGCAGCUCACCAUGGCCAGCAGCGGCAUCACCACCUGCAUAUGAUGUGAACCCCUACAUGAUGAGUAGCAGGCCAUGCCAGGACCCUGAGCCUGACCCGCUGCUCUCCCAGUUCAUCUGCGGCAGCGGAGACCAAACCGAAACCGAGCCGGGACUACGCCACGGCCCGAGCAGCGCUCAUCCGGCGGAUGCCCAGAGGCCUGUGAGCCAGCUGGAGCUGGAGGAGAGGCUGCAGAGGAUUGAGUUCCUUAGGGAGAUUAUCACAUCGACCAUUCUUUAGUUUACUAUAAGCUCUAAUUAUGUUCUAAGCCUGUGUUUUAUGGUCCAGAUGUACUAUAUAGCCUUGGCUAUCCAUCUAUCAAUACAACAUUUGCAUACUUUGCAGUUAUUUCUUUGUUAUAAUUUACUCUUUUUCAUAAAAAAAGUUAAUGUGCUUCUUUGGUGUAUGUACUGAGAGGAUUAACAUGAACAUCAAUCAGUGUUCCAUUGA